Molecule: messenger RNA, 2568 nt
Organism: Fukomys damarensis (Damara mole-rat)
Lineage: Eukaryota; Metazoa; Chordata; Mammalia; Rodentia; Bathyergidae
Gene: Klhl36
Product: kelch like family member 36
Exons: 7
Coding region: 564-2405 (613 amino acids)
Molecular function (GO): cullin family protein binding
Source: RefSeq, a predicted model, not a curated record
CUCAGGCCAAGGGCCUGAGUUUUGAAGAUGCAGAGACCCAAGUUUGACUGUCAGCCAUCUGCAAGCUUAGAGACCACAGUUUUGGUGUCCUCGUCUGUGAAGCGGGCUAAGUGCCCCAGUAGUUGUGGAAUUAAAGGAGGCUGCAUGUGGAAGUCCUUUAGCUUGGUUCCAGGGCCGCAGUUUGGGCUCCAAAAUGAUCACUUAGCGCCUAGCCCAGAGGCCCACUGCAGAUGAAUCCCCCAAGGUGGCUACGGAGCGCUGUCACCAGAUUUUUUGAUGGUAAAAGAAUUCCACGAGUUCAAUCCCCGGUACCGAACAAAACAAAACAAAAAAGAAUUCCAGUUAAGCGUUGGCAGUGAUGCUGACAACCUGAUUUUCUCAACUCACACUGUCAUGAAAGGGGUCCGUUGUAGUAGUCUGUUCUCUCCCGCUUUUCUCCAAGUGACUUGUUUCCGAGCUUGCCCUGCCCUGUCAGCCAGCGAGGCCUGCAGGGAGUGAAUGACCUGGCAUUCGUGCUGCACACUCAGGAACCCUUUCUGUUCCAGGGCUGCAGUCUUUCUGUGAUGGAGGGAAGCAGGCAGACCCGGGUGUCUCGGCCGUACAAGAUCAGCGAGUCGUCAAAGGUGUACCAGUGGGCCGACCACCCCACCACGGUGCUGCAGCGGCUGAACGAGCAGCGGCUCCGGGGCCUCUUCUGUGACGUGGUGCUGGUGGCCGAGGAGCAGCGCGUGCCCGCGCACCGCAACCUGCUGGCCGUGUGCAGCGACUACUUCAACUCCAUGUUCACUCUGGGCAUGCGCGAGGCCUUCGAGAAGGAGGUGGCGCUGGUGGGCGCCUCACCCGUCGGGCUGAAGGCUGUGGUGGACUUCUUGUACGGCGGUGAGCUGGUGCUGGACGGAGGCAACAUCGACCAUGUACUGGAGACGGCGCACCUGCUGCAGAUCUGGACGGCGGUGGACUUCUGCUGCGAGUACCUGGAGCAGGAGGUGAGCGAGGACAACUACCUGUACCUGCAGGAGCUGGCCUCCAUCUACAGCCUCAAGCGGCUGGAUGCCUUCAUCGACAGCUUCGUGCUGAGCCGCUUUGGCACCCUGUCCUUCACGCCCGCCUUCCUGCAGAGCGUGUCCCUGCAGAAGCUGUGCCUGUACCUGAGCAGCAGCCAGGUGCAGCGCGAGUGCGAGCACGACCUGCUGCAGGCGGCCCUGCAGUGGCUGACGCAGCAGCCGGACUUCGUGCUGAGCCGCUUUGGCACCCUGUCCUUCACGCCCGCCUUCCUGCAGAGCGUGUCCCUGCAGAAGCUGUGCCUGUACCUGAGCAGCAGCCAGGUGCAGCGCGAGUGCGAGCACGACCUGCUGCAGGCGGCCCUGCAGUGGCUGACGCAGCAGCCGGAGCCCGGAGUGCUGCAGACGGCGCGGACAGCGCUGCGCACCGACGGCGAGCGCCUGCUGUUUGUGGGCGGUGAGGUCUCCGAGCGGUGUCUGGAGCUCAGCGACGACACCUGCUACCUGGACUCCAAGAGCGAGCAGUGGGUCAAGGAGACGCCGCUGCCGGCCCGGCGGAGCCACCACUGUGUCGCCGUGCUGGGCGGCUUCAUCUUCAUCGCAGGUGGCAGCUUCUCUCGGGACAACGGAGGGGACGCAGCCUCCAACCUGCUUUAUAGGUAUGACCCCCGCUGUAAACAGUGGAUCAAGGUGGCCUCCAUGAACCAGCACCGUGUGGAUUUCUACCUGGCCUCCAUCCAAGACAUGCUGGUGGCGGUUGGUGGCCGGAACGAGAAUGGAGCGCUCUCUUCCGUCGAGACCUACAGCCCCAGGACUGACUCCUGGUCCUACGUGGCCGGCCUGCCCAGGUUCACCUACGGCCACGCGGGCACCAUCUACAAAGACUUUGUGUACAUCUCGGGCGGCCACGACUACCAGAUCGGCCCGUACCGCAAGAACCUGCUGUGCUACGACCACCGCACAGACGUGUGGGAGGAGCGGCGGCCCAUGACCACGGCGCGUGGCUGGCACAGCAUGUGCAGCCUGGGCGACAGCAUCUUCUCCAUCGGCGGCAGCGAUGACCACCUAGAGUCCAUGGAGCGCUUCGACGUGCUGGGCGUGGAGGCCUACAGCCCGCAGUGCAACCAGUGGACGCGCGUGGCACCGCUGCUGCAUGCCAACAGCGAGUCGGGCGUGGCCGUGUGGCAGGGCCGCAUCUACAUCCUCGGGGGCUACAGCUGGGAGAACACGGCCUUCUCCAAGACCGUGCAGGUGUACGACCGCAAGGCCGACAAGUGGAGCCGCGGGCCCGACCUGCCCAAGGCCAUCGCCGGCGUGUNGGCCUGCGUGUGCGCCCUCAAGCCGCGGCUGGAGGACAAGAAGAAGAAGGGCAAGGGCAAGCGGCACCAGGACCGUGGCCAGUGACCCGUGGCCACCCACACCCUGGUGGCUCCUGGUGCCCGGGACGCACCCUGCGCUCCUUAGCGCUUCUUUUCACUUUAAUAACUCCUGCCAUCUCUCCAAUGUCACAGCCACCAGUCAACGUGGACUUUACUCCGUGUCCUGCUUGAAGAAUCACACUGGGACC